GUACUACCUACACUUAAUAAACAAUUAAUUUAAAUAAACAGUUUUAAAAAUGACUCGACACGCUCGAAAUUGUACAGCAGGUGCUGUGUAUACAUAUCAUGAAAAGAAAAAGGACGCUGCUGCUUCUGGCUACGGUACUCAAAGUGAACGUGUCGGAAAAGACUCCAUAAAAAAUUUUGAUUGCUGCAGCCUAACAUUACAGCCUUGUAGAAACCCUGUGGUCACAAAAGAAGGCUACUUAUUCGAUAAGGAAGCUAUUUUAGAGUACAUCAUCAGUAAGAAGAACGCAUAUAACCGCUUAUUAAAGAAAUAUGAGAAACAAUUAAAAAAAGAUGAAGUUGAAAGAGCCGAGCUUGCGGUGGCUGAAAAAGAAGCGAAACUCAUUAAAUUCAUGAACAGGGAAAAAAAUAUUUCAUCUACUACACCAAGUACUUCAGCUAUAGAGGAAAAAACGAUAAAUUCAGUAUCAAAUAUAGCGAAUGGUAAAGAAAAACAGUUACCUAGUUUUUGGGUACCAUCCCAACUUCCCGAUGCAAAGAUUUCGAAAAUAGAAAAACCUGAUCCAACCGUUUACUGUCCGAUCAGCGGCAAACCAUUGAAGAUGAAGGAUUUAAUAGAAGUUAAGUGGACAUUGGUGAAUGAUCCAGAUGAUAAGAAGUCUUUAAUAGCCAAAGAAAACCGGUACAUGUGUCCAGUGACACAUGAUAUAUUAAGUAAUGCUGUGCCCUGCGCUGUUAUCAGAACUUCAGGACAUGUUGUGACAAUGGAAUGUGUUGAGAAAAUCAUAAAAAAAGAUUGGUUGCAUCCAUUAACUGGCGAGAAACUUAAAGAAAAAGAUAUAAUUCUACUGCAAAGAGGGGGCACUGGAUAUGCACUCACCAAUCAAAACCUAGAAGGGAAAAAUGAAAGGCCUGUUUUACAAGCGUAAUUAAAUAAAUAUCUGUAGAACAAAAAUAAUAUAUACAGUCAAAACUGUUUACUGCGACAUCGUUUAGAACAACAUGCCGGUUAUAAUAACCUAGA
This is a messenger RNA of Bombyx mandarina (wild silkworm), 1023 nucleotides long. RefSeq names its product nitric oxide synthase-interacting protein homolog. Gene Ontology annotation, molecular function: ubiquitin protein ligase activity. NCBI's taxonomy places the organism in Eukaryota, Metazoa, Arthropoda, Insecta, Lepidoptera, Bombycidae. Gene Ontology annotation, cellular component: nucleus. The record is from RefSeq and is a predicted model, not a curated record.